This is a messenger RNA of Emericellopsis atlantica, 2967 nucleotides long. Its product is annotated as eukaryotic translation initiation factor 2c. The record is from RefSeq and is a predicted model, not a curated record. The transcript is spliced from 2 exons. The coding region runs from base 1 to 2967 and encodes 988 amino acids. Lineage: Eukaryota; Fungi; Ascomycota; Sordariomycetes; Hypocreales; Bionectriaceae. Gene Ontology annotation, molecular function: protein binding; RNA binding.
AUGUCUGAACGUGGCCGCUCACCAGCGCCAUCUGGCACCGGCUCUCGCCCAGGAUCUCCUGCUCCUUCGGCUGGAAACUCUCCAGCUGGCUACCCGCCUGCUCUGGGCAGCGACCCUGGACGGCUCCAAGCGGACAAGAAGACAAACACCCGGAUCGAGCUUGGCCCUGAGGCCUAUGUCUCUGGAAACGCGGAUAAGUUCACAGAGCGUGGACAGAAAUAUAACACCGAAGGUGUUCAAGACAUGGUCGGUUCCAAUCAGUACCGCAUGAAGACCUUUGAUUUCUCAAAGAAGAUUUACCAAUACGAUGUGAUCAUUACUCCGGAAGAUCGAAAGACCCCGUUCAAGAAGAUCAUGGCGCACCGCAGCGUUCAACAAAUCCUCGCUCCAUACAAGCCGGAGCUUUGGCUGUUCGAUGGCAAAAAGCUUGCCUGGGCACCUGGCAAAGUCAACGGCGGUGAGAUCCGUGCCAAGGUUGACCUUGACGAAGACGAGCGUCCUGCCGGUGAAACUCCUCGCUCUGGCGCCGUCUUCAAUGUUGCUUUGCGUGUCACAACGGAGAUCAACCUGUCACUUUUGCAAGCCUAUCUGGAAAAGAAGACCUCAUUCAACUCCAAGGUCAUUGAGGCUCUCAGCUUCGUGGACCAUCUCUUGCGUCAAGGCCCAUCAGAGAAGUUGCUGUCCAUCAAGAAGAACUUCUACAACACUGCAAGGAAGUCCCGCCCUCUUGUGGAUGGCAAGCUUCUCGAAGUCCACAAGGGUCUUUAUGCCUCCAUUCGUCUGAGCCACAACCUUGGCCAGGGCGGCGUGGGCUUGGCUCUGAACUGUGAUGUUGCCAACACAGCUUUCUGGGUUUCUGGCGAGUCCCUCGAGCAGAUCAGCUGCUACUUUCUGGCGGCCAACGAUCCGAAGAAGUACAUGGGUCUCAAUCCAGCCACAACACUGGCCCAAGCCCUCAAGCCAAUAAAGACGAAGGAAGGAAUUGGGAUGACAGAUGCCAUGAAGCAGCUGCGCAAGCUUCGGAAGUUGAAGUUCAAAGUUCGCUGCCGCAACCGCCCGGCUAGCAUGGACAACAAAGUUUAUACCAUCAUGGACAUCAGCUUUGACAAGUCGGGAAAGCUAGGUCCCGAUGGCGCGACAGCCAAAACAGUCACGUUCGAUUACCAGGGAAAGAGAACCAGCAUCGCCGAGUACUACAGACUCAGGUAUGGGUACACAAUGAAGUACUCCAACUUGCCACUCGUGGAGACUGCCAAAGACGCGAAAUUUCCCAUGGAGCUUUGCUAUAUUGAGCCCAUGCAGCGGUACAACUUCAAGCUCAGCCCGAAGCAGACCGAGUCAAUGAUCAAGAUUGCGGUUACCAAGCCACCGCAGCGCAAGGCUGAUAUUGAAGUUGGCGUCAAGGAGCUUGACCUGCCCAAUGACCGCCUCAUGAAGUACUACGGUGCUACAUUCGAGCAGCAAUUUUCUCAGGUUCAGGCCCGUAUCCUCGCCCCGCCUUCAGUGGACUUCAAGGUCGGCAAGCAGGAGCCUCGAUUCGGUGGUCGAUGGCGUCUUGACCAGGGCAACAUCAAGUUCUGGAAGGCCAACACCGUACCUCUCAAGAACUGGGGCUUCAUCGCCCUCAACAACUGUGUGCCCAAGCAGGCUCUCGAUGCUUUUGGGCGAAAGUUCAAGCAGAUCUUGGAGAAGCACGGCGUGGGCGUACCUGCGCCGCCCAUGAUUCUGGAGAUUCCUGGCAACGCGCGUGACACGGCCAAGUCGAUUGAAUGGGCUCACGGCGAAAUCACCAAGGCUCGCGGCUACACGCAGCUAUUGUGUAUCAUUGUUGGUUUCAAGAAUGACCCUUCGUACGAGCGCAUCAAGAAGAACGCUGAUUGCCGUUUCGGCUUCUUGUCGCAGUGCAUGGUCGCUGACCAUCUCAAAAAGGAGGGUGGCGUCGACCAAUAUGUGUCCAACGUUGCCAUGAAGAUCAACGCCAAGCUUGGCGGUGCGACGGCUCGCACAGCUUCACCUUUUGGCAAGGGACCUACCUACUUCCCCCCUAACCGCAAAACUAUGAUCAUUGGUGCCGACAUUAGCCAUCCUGCGCCCGGGGGAGAUACUGCCUCGAUCGCAGCCUUCACUAUGAACAUGGACGCGGACGCAAACCGAUACGGUGCUGCUGUUGAGUCCAAUGGCUACCGCACGGAGAUGAUCAAGGCCCCGAACAUUGACAAGUUCAUGGCCACGCUGGGUGGUGCCUGGCGUCAGUCUCAUGGCAACGGCGUCCCGGAUCAUAUCAUGUACUUCCGCGAUGGCGUUGCCGAGAACCAAUUUGCGGCUGUUCUUGAUCAGGAGGUCGCAGCGAUCCGCAACUUCUUUGCUUCACGUAACGUGAAGCCUCUGCCUAAGUUCACAGUCAUUGUGGCCACCAAGCGCCACCAUAUUCGCUUCUUCCCUGGACCUGACCAGCGUAACAAGGGCGGUGAUCAGAACGGCAACUCGAAGCCGGGCCUUCUGGUUGAACGCGAGGUCACUCAUCCAUCUCUGUGGGAUUUCUACCUAAACUCACACAAGGCGAUUCAGGGCACUGCUCGUCCUGUCCACUACUAUGUGAUCAAGGAUGAAAUGAACUGUCCGCCUAACGACCUCCAGCGUAUGAUCUACCAUCAGUGUUACUCGUACGCUCGAUCCACGACCCCGGUCUCCAUCCACCCCGCGGUCUACUAUGCCCAUCUCGCGGCGGAUCGGGCUCGCGCCCAUGAGAACGUUGCCACAAGCCAGGGAUUCCGGGCGUAUGGCAAGGGCCAUGAGGUCACGCGCGACCGUAUUGCCAAGGGACAGACCAUUGGUGCCACAGGAGACUCGCUGAAGAAUGCCGAAGCGCCUCCUCUUCUGUCCCUUGGAGGCCAGGUGCCCGAGGGUGCCACGCCGGAUGAGAAGGGCAUCCGCACUUUCAUGAAGACCACCAUGUGGUAUAUCUGA